This is a messenger RNA of Fusarium mangiferae, 498 nucleotides long. RefSeq lists its product as uncharacterized. The record is from RefSeq and is a predicted model, not a curated record. Bases 1 to 498 code for a protein of 165 amino acids. The transcript has 3 exons. NCBI's taxonomy places the organism in Eukaryota, Fungi, Ascomycota, Sordariomycetes, Hypocreales, Nectriaceae. Gene Ontology annotation, cellular component: mitochondrion.
AUGUUCGUCGCACGACAGAGGGUAGCAGGCGUGGCUCGUCAGCUGCAAAGGACGGCGCGAACCUACGCCUCCGACGCCCAUGCCCAUCACAAAGCCCCAGAAGUCAACGAGUCGUUCAGCACCGGUUCUCUCCUCGCUGUUGGCGGUUUCUUCGGCUCCGUUCUCGUCUACCAAUUCGUUCCGCAGGAGGGCGAGCAGUCCUCAAUCCUCAGCCUCAUCGACAAGUACACUUCCCGUGGAAAGGACUGGGAGGAUAUCAAUGCGCUUCACACAAAGGCCAUGGAGCAGGCUGGUUACGACCGAAACCUCUUCGAGAAUGGCGGCAACAAGCACCGAUUUGUUGAUGUUGCCUAUCCCGAGGCAAUGACUUCGUAUGCUCCCCGAAACAAUGUCGCUGGCCACCUGGCCAACAUGGACUACGUCGUUGAGCACUACCGACAAAAGCAUAUCCAGGAGGAGGAGCGGAAAGCUGCCAAACUGGCACAGAAGGAGGAAUAG